CCGCCGCCGGCGCCCGGCGCCACCGCAUUUCUCUCCCACCAGGCAGCCCCUCCGUCCUCGCCUUCCCACCGGCCGCCAACCGUCUUUAGUCUCGCCGUACGCAAGGAAGGAGAGAGGACCAGAUCACCAGAGGAGCCGACCCCCGACCAUCCGGCGUCCGCCCACCAGCCUGCGAGUCUUCGACUUCGACAGCAUCCAACUCUCCACAUCGCCAAGCAACUCAGCAGCGGCCGUCGGUCCAUCUCGGCAUCUCGGCGCUCGGCGGCGCGCGUCUUCUCCACUUCGCCACAACGUCUUCCACGGAGCACUCAAGUCAACGUAGUGGUCCGAGGCACAAGGAAUCUAGCAUGUGAUGGAGCAUUUGAUUGAAUUAUACAGCGGGUGGGAAAUCCAACUUCUUGUACUGCUCAGCUUCACAUUGCAGUCGUUCCUCUUCUUUGCUGGCAGACUGCGGCGCCGAAGCAGCAACAGCUUUCUCAGGCUCUGCCUCUGGGCAGUUUAUUUGGGGGCAGACUUGGUAGCAGUGUAUGCACUGGGCUAUCUCUCUAAGCGCCGAGAUGUCACCAUUCAAACGAACAUACUUACAAGAACCCAACCACUAGCUUUCUUUUGGGCACCAUUCCUCCUCAUCCAUCUUGGUGGGCAGGAUACCAUCACUGCUUUCGCCAUGGAGGACAACAACUUGUGGUUGAGGCAUCUGUUGAAUCUGGUGAUGCAAGUUUCCCUAGCUUUAUAUGUUUUUUGGAAGUCCAUUGGUAAACACAGUGCGAACCUUCUGCUUGCGGGUAGCUUUGUGUUUGUUACUGGAAUUAUCAAGUAUGGAGAAAGAACAUGGUCUCUCAAGUGUGGCAGCCUUCAAAGUCUUGAGAGCUCAGAUGCACUGCGUUACAAAAAGGAAUUGCCUGAAGGAAUCUCUGGUGAUGGUGGCGUUGUUCGUGCUGCUCUGGAUUCCAUGCCAUUUGUCCUUGAUGUCUUGGCCGAACGCAACUUGCUUGAUCUCGGCAGAGAAUAUAUGAACAAAAUAGAUGACCCUGAGCAAAUGAUACGGAUGGUGAGGCUUCAGCUUGGCAUGAUAUACGACGAUCUCUACACUAAGUCUCUUGUGCUCAGAACGUGGAGUGGAGUUAUACUUAGAUGCAUCUCUCAGGCCUCGGUAAUAGUUGCCUUUGUGCUCUUCCAUGCAAGUAGCAGAGACAAUUAUAGCAAAGCUGAUAUUGCCAUCACCUAUUCGCUAUUUGUGGGUUGUUUUUUCUUUGAAGUCAGUUCAACGUUUGUUUCCAUGUUGUCACCUUGGACAUGGGCAUGGUUUAAGGUUAGAAGGUGUGAUGCACUCGCCAGUUUGUGGGUUUUCUUUUGCUCUGACAUCGGAUAUCCAAGGACGAUGAAACAGCAGCGGUGGCCAAAUUUGAUUGGACAGUACAACUUAGAUAGCUGGUUGACUGACAGCGGCCCGCAGCAAAGCAUAAUAAUGGCUGUGUUCAGAAAGUUGUUAGUGGGUUUGUUGGGUGUCAAAAAGAAGAAAAUAUUUUGGAUGAGCAAGCUAUUAGACACCGGUUACGUGGAUGUGGGUAGCAAGAUUGUGGAGUGUGUUGCAGAAGAGAUUAGUCUCUUGACGUUUGACUCCGAUGUUGAUAAACCCAAUGAAUGGCCAAAAAUUGGUUCCCUGUUGAAAGAGGCAUCAGAACUUUUUGCUAAUGAUUUUGGUAUGGCAAUUAUCUGGAUGCAUGCAGUUACUGAGUUGCUUUUGAAAAAAUGUGAAUCUUCCCAUUCGGAUAUAGAGGUUCAUGGUACAAGUGAAUUCGGUAUGAUGAUUUUGGUAUGUUGGAAGCUAUCCAAGUACAUAAUGUACCUUUUCGUUCACCACCCUUCCAUGCUGCCGCUCUCUAUCAGCCCAGCACCUACCCUGGCUCAGGCUCACGAAGUAUAUGAUGAUUUCACCAAGGAUAGUGUUGAGUUGGAGGUAAGCAAGGAAACGGUGGAGGAGGUAGCACGCAUGUGGACGCGGCUACUUGUUUACGCUGCUGGCAAGUCCAAGGCGGCGCCGCAUGUUGCGCUGCUGAGCAGAGGAGGAGAGCUCAUCACAUUCGCAUGGCUAAUCAUGGCCCACUGCGGGUUUGGGGAUACUCGCGUUAGAAGACUUCAACUUACCAAUAUUGAUGCCCACAUAGUGAGAGAAUUAGAUUUUACACCGCGACACCUCUUCAAUCUUCCCAUGGAAGAUCAGAUAUCGGACGCUGCUAAUCGGUCAAAAUUGGAUGAUGAGAACGCGAGUGGGAUGACGACUAAGUCUGAUCGCUUCGUGGUUGGUAGCCGUAGCUUUCCAUGAGGGUCCGUCCAUAUGUGGUUUUCUUAUGUGCUCGUUUAUUCUCAUGGAUUCUCAUUUAGAAAGUUGACGUAUGGCGUGCUUGGAUGCAUUUUGUUCUUUCCAUAUUUGCCUAUUGGAAGCAUAAGAGCAUGUUUGGGUUGGAGGAGAUAUAGAUUCAAAUCCAGGUUUUGCUUAUGCGACCUACCUCAUCCAACUACUAAGAGCAAAUUCUGUACCAAUUUUCCAUAUUUGCGGAGAAUGGAUGGCUAGAUAAGAUGGCCCGGGGGCACCUGCUCUAAAACAUGUUUUCGAACAAAAAGAGUCCACUUAGUUUCAGCUGCAGUUGUAGUACUUGAUACUAGCUUGAAUCUGAUUGAGGUCGU
This is a messenger RNA of Triticum dicoccoides, 2688 nucleotides long. RefSeq lists its product as uncharacterized. The record is from RefSeq and is a predicted model, not a curated record. Lineage: Eukaryota; Viridiplantae; Streptophyta; Magnoliopsida; Poales; Poaceae. The transcript has 4 exons. The coding region runs from base 353 to 2326 and encodes 657 amino acids.